Messenger RNA from Hemibagrus wyckioides, 4522 nucleotides. Its product is annotated as nuclear factor 7, brain. Gene Ontology annotation, molecular function: zinc ion binding; protein binding. The record is from RefSeq and is a predicted model, not a curated record. Lineage: Eukaryota; Metazoa; Chordata; Actinopteri; Siluriformes; Bagridae. The transcript is spliced from 6 exons. Bases 246 to 1652 code for a protein of 468 amino acids.
GCAACACGCUGGUUUUACAUGAAGCCAAACAUUCAAAUCAUCAAGAGACUUGAACUUCCUGUUUUGUGUCUGGCGUGCUACUCCUCCCUCUCUGCUCUUCCUGAACACUCAAAAGCAGCUGAAAGGAGCUUUCCGUAAAACCUGCCGAGCGAGGCGAGUUCGCACCGUGGCUGCAGACCCGCGUGCUGAAGGUGACGACGCGACACUCUGGCUCUCGCUAUGACAGAAGCGUCUCGGGCGUGACCAUGUCUUCCAAGCUGCCCGAAGAGGAUCUGUCAUGUCCUGUCUGCUGUGACAUCUUCACUGAUCCUGUCCUGCUCCCGUGCAGCCACAGCUUCUGCCGGUCCUGCCUGCAGAACUUCUGGGAUAGCUCAGUUUUCCGGACCUGUCCAAUUUGCCGGAGGAGAACCUCGAGAAAGCAGCCUCCCAGCAACCUGGCUUUGAGGAACCUGUGCGAGGCCUUCGUGCAGACCCAGAACUUGAGAUGCGAGAAGGAGAAGAAGGCGGCAUGCCCACAGCACGGCGAACAGCUGAAGCUCUUCUGUGUGGACGACCAGCAGCCCAUCUGUGUGGUGUGCCAAGCCUCGAGAAUGCACAAGGGUCACGAGUGCGCUCCCACAGACGAGGCCGCUCUGGACUGUAAGGAGAAGCUCGAUUCAGCUCUGAAGACACUGAAAGACAAGCUGGACGUCGUGAUGAAACUCAAAAUCACUUCAGCUAUGACACUCGAGCACAUCCAGAGUCAGGCCCAACUAAUAGAGCACCGAAUGAAACAUCAGUUCAUGAAGCUUCACCAGUUCCUGCGUGAGGAAGAGGAGGCUCGGCUCUCCGCGCUCAAGGAGGAAGAGAUGAAGAAAGUCCUGGCUGUAAAGAAAAAAGACGAAGAGCUGAUAAACAGGAUCUCAUCUCUCUCAGACAUCAUCAGUCUCAUGGAGCAGGAGAUCGGCGCUGACGAUCUGACGCUGCUGCAGAACUUCAGAUCUGCCAUGGAGAGAUCUCAGAGCUCUGCACUAAAUCCAGCAGGGUUUCAUGGGGCAUUAAUAGACGAAGCUAAAUACUUAAGUAACCUGAAGUUCAGGGUCUGGGAGAAGAUGCAGGAAGUUGCUCCUUACUCUCCUGUGACUCUGGACCCGAACACAGUGCACCCAUGUCUCAGGCUGUCCGAAGACCUUAGCAGUGUCCAUUACAGCAGCUCGGGUCGUCCUCUUCCCACCAAUCCCGAGCGCUUCUGCGUCAGUGCCGAGGUCCUCGGCUCCACGACCAUCAGCUCCGGCACGCACGCCUGGGAGGUGGACCUGGGAGAGAGCGAUGACUGGAUCCUGGGUGUGGCCAGCAUGUCCGUUAAGAGGGACCUGGAGGUCCCGGCGCGCCCGGAGAACGGGUUCUGGACUCUGUGCAUGCGGGAUGGCGAGUACAAAGCCAUGGAGUCCCCUGUAAGGACGCUGAAGGUGGACAAGAAGCUGGAGAGAGUGAGAGUGGAGGUGGACUGGGACGCAGGGGAGGUGUGUUUCUCUUGUCCUGAGGACGGAAAAGUGUUGCAUAAGUUCACACAGGCGUUCACGGACAGGGUGGUGCCGUAUUUCUACACGCAGAGUAAAAGGCCUCUGAGGAUUGUACCACAGCUGGUGAUGAUUUCAAUAAAGAUGAAGUGAGAUGGAAUAUGGAAUAAAUGUGUAGCUUGUGCUCGGUGCACUGAUACGAGAGACUUGAGAAGAAGGUUCAGAGUAGAAAAGCUGCCAGUGUUCAGCGAAUGAAUCAGACAAUAGAGUAAAAAAUUUAACUCUCCUGACCUGGGAGCGGAGUUUCCUUCUUCCUGUUUACAUCCUGUGGCACGUUCUCAAUAUCCUAUGAACCAGUGGCACUGAAAAAUUUAAAUUAACCCUAAAACACAAUGAAGGGAUUUAGAUUUUGUAUGUAAAUGAGACCACAGUGGCUUAUAAAUGAUACGUGUCGUCUGAUGCUCAUUUGCAUAUUAGUAUCUGAUUGGACCUUGAAUUUUAUUAUGUAAAAUGCGCUAAGACAUUAUAUUUAGCAUCCUCUUGAAUUCAGUUUCUGGAAGUAUGAGCUCACUUGUCUUCAGGAAACACUUUAUCCUGGUCAGGGUCCGGAGUCGUUCCCGGGAACACCGGAUGUGAGACAGGAAUGCUCCUGGGAUGAGACACCGGUCUGUUGCCGAGCAUCGUUCACUCUCAUUAACACCAAGAGCCAAUCUAGAGACACCUACACAUGGGUUUUUGGAAUGUGGAAGGAAACCGCAGUAAUAAUAAUAAUAAUAAUAAUAAUAAUAAUAACAAUAAUAAUAAUAAUAAUAAUGUGAGCAUCGAGGAGCUUGAAUUUUUCUGUAUAAAUAUAUUUAAUAGAUUGACUGAUAAUUAUGAUCCUCACUUCUCCAAAAAGUCCUCACUUCCCCCAAAUGAUCCUCACUUCUCCAAAAAGUCCUCACUUCCCCCAACUGGUCCUCACUUUUACAAAAAAGUCCUCACUUCUCCAAAAAGUCCUCACUUCCCCCAACUGGUCCUCACUUUUACAAAAAAGUCCUCACUUCUCCAAAAAGUCCUCACUUCUCCAAAAAAGAUCUCACUUCUCCCAAAUGAUCCUCACUUUUACAAAAAAGUCCUCACUUCUCCAAAAAAGAUCUCACUUCCCCCAAAUGAUCCUCACUUUUACAAAAAAGUCCUCACUUCUCCAAAAAAGAUCUCACUUCCCCCAAAUGAUCCUCACUUCUCCAAAAAGUCCUCAUUUUUCUAAAAAAAAAGUCCUCACUUCCCCCAGAUGGUCCUUACUUCUCCAAAAAAAGUUCUUACUUCCCCCAACUGGUCCUCACUUUUACAAAAAAAGUCCUCACUUCUCCAAAAAGUCCCCACUUCUCCAAAAGUCCUCACUUCUCCAAAAAAGAUCUCACUUCCACCAAAUGAUCCUCACUUCUCCAAAAAGUCCUCACUUUUCUAAAAAAAAAAAAAAAGUCCUCACUUCCCCAAAUGGUCCUCACUUUUACAAAACAGUCCUCACUUCCCUCAAAUGGUCCUUACUUCUCUAAAAAAUGUUCUUCCUUCCCCCAACUGGUCCUCACCUUUACAAAAAAGUCCUCACUUCUCCAAAUGGAUCUCACAUCCCCCCAAAAAGUCCUCACUUCUCCAAAUGGAUCUCACAUCCCCCCAAAAAGUCCUCACUUCUCCAAAAAAGUCCUCACUUCCCCCAAAUGAUACUCACUUCUCCAAAAAGUCCUCAAUUCUCUCUAAAAAAAGUCUUCACUUCCCCAAAUGGUCCUCACGUUUACAAAAAAGUCCUCAAUACCCCCAAAUGGUCCUCACUUCUCCAAAAAAGUCCUCACUUUUCUUAAAAAACAAAAAAGUCCUCACUUCUCCAAAAAGUCCUCACUUCUGCAAAAAAAGUCCUCACUUCCCCCAAAUGAUCCUCACUUCUCCAAAAAGUCCUCACUUUUCUAAAAAAAAGUCCUCAUUUCCCCAAAAAAGUCCUCACUUCCCCCAAAUGAUCCUCACUUCUCCAAAAAGUCCUCACUUCCCCCAAAUGAUCCUCACUUCUCCAAAAAGUCCUCAAUUCUCUAAAAAAAAGUCCUCACUUCUCCAAAUGGUCCUCACUCCCCCCAAAUGGUCCUUACUUCUCCAAAAAAGUCCUCACUACCCCCAAAUGGUCCUCACUUCUCCAAGAAGUCUUCACUUCUCCUAAAUGGCCCUCACUUUCCACAAAUGGUCCUCACUUCUCCAAGAAGUCUUCACUUCUCCUAAAUGGCCCUCACUUUCCACAAAUGGUCCUCACUUCUCCAAAAAGUCCUCACUUCCCCCAAAUGAUACUCACUUCUCCAAAAAGUCCUCAAUUCUCUCUAAAAAAAGUCCUCACUUCCCACAAAUGGUCCUUACUUCUCCAAAAAAAGUUCUUACUUCCCCCAACUGGUCCUCACUUUUACAAAAAAAGUCCUCACUUCUCCAAGAAGUCCCCACUUCUCCAAAAGUCCUCACUUCUCCAAAAAAGAUCUCACUUCCACCAAAUGAUCCUCACUUCUCCAAAAAGUCCUCACUUUUCUAAAAAAAAAAAAAGUCCUCACUUCCUCAAAUGGUCCUCACUUUUACAAAACAGUCCUCACUUCCCUCAAAUGGUCCUUACUUCUCUAAAAAAUGUUCUUCCUUCCCCCAACUGGUCCUCACCUUUACAAAAAAGUCCUCACUUCUCCAAAUGGAUCUCACAUCCCCCCAAAAAGUCCUCACUUCUCCAAAUGGAUCUCACAUCCCCCCAAAAAGUCCUCACUUCUCCAAAUGGAUCUCACAUCCCCCCAAAAAGUCCUCACUUCUCCAAAAAGUCCUCAAUUCUCUCUAAAAAAAAGUCUUCACUUCCCCAAAUGGUCCUCACUUCUCCAAAAAAGUCCUCACUUUUCUUAAAAAACAAAAAAGUCCUCACUUCUCCAAAAAGUCCUCACUUCUGCAAAAAAAGUCCUCACUUCCCCCAAAUGAUCCUCACUUCUCCAAAAAGUCCUCACUUUUCUAAAAAAAGUCCUCACUUCCCCAAA